AUGGAGCCGCUGCUGUGCCCCCGCUACUGCGCCGAGGCUGCCCAGCCCGCACCGUCAGCAAACGUGGCGGGCGCCCCGCACCGUCCCAUGCAACCCGUGCCCCAGCUGCAGCCUCACCAGCACCGCCGCGCCCCCAGCGCCAUCCAAGCCGCCGCCCUGGAGUAUGCGGCGCAGCGGCGGCAGCAGGUGCAGCACCAGCGCAGGGAGGAGGUGUUGGCGUGGCGGCAGCACCGCGACGCUAGCCUUUCAAGUAGCGGUAGCGGUUGA
Molecule: messenger RNA, 267 nt
Organism: Chlorella variabilis
Lineage: Eukaryota; Viridiplantae; Chlorophyta; Trebouxiophyceae; Chlorellales; Chlorellaceae
Exons: 3
Coding region: 1-267 (88 amino acids)
Source: RefSeq, a predicted model, not a curated record